AUAGCACCGCCCUCAGGAGAGCUGCUGCUUACAUAUGUGAGAAUAUCUCUCCUUGUUUUCUGUGUAUUUUAAGAGCAUAAAAACGCACAAAUUAAAACGAAUAAAAACACAAGGCUGUAAAAAGAAUCCCACUUCAUGUAGGCCUCAUAAUAAAAUGAUUAUUAUUAUUAUAAAAAUUUUCCCAUCUCCUUUUUAUACUUUAUAUAUUUUUUUUAAAUAAUCAAAAGAUAAAGGUGGAUACUUGUAUUAUUUUAUAUCUCAUUUUGACUCUGCUUCACGCGUUCUGCAGCAGUCCAGAUCACAGAUGCUGCAUGCGGAGCUGCUGUCGCUGACCUCGGUGCUGAAACACGACGUCAGAUGAACCUGCGCUCACCACAGGAGACACGAGCCAGCCUCACUCCCUCUUUGAUUCACUGAAACCACUUCAAACACCCACUGCUGCCUUUUAAACUUUUUCUUUUCAUUUUGCAUUCAUCCUCUCUCUCCUUUUCUCUGCUGUGGUGAACACGCGGGUCCAUUACGACGCUGGCAAUUAAUUCCUCUUUCCUUCUUGUUUUCGUCGUGAUGGCAGAGCGCGCGGCUCCUGUGCGCCAGGCAGGAGAGGAGUCGGUGGUGGAUGAAGGCGCACUGCUCGUUUAGGUCUUUACGCGAAGGUGUUUUUCGCUCUCGGUCUUUGAUUGUUAAAAUCAGACUCCUGCUUUUGGGAUCCUCGCCUCAUCUGGACUCAGAUAAGUCAGAACUUGGUUUGUUGUUUUCCUUGUAGCCGCUGCGGUCGGCCAUCCUGAGCCGUAACAUGACGAAUAAGCAGUAAAAUAAGACAGAAACAGGCCUACACAUAGAAACUGGACAUGGAGUCCGUGAAGAUGAGUGCCACGGCGGGGGUGAAGGAAUUUGCGGGAAAGGCCCUGGGUCAUAUGCACAGGGUGAUGGAGAGGAAGCAGAAGACCGGGGAGGUGAUCGAGCUGACGGAGGACGGGAGGCCCCGGGAGGCCGCGGAGAAGAAACCCCCGCUGUGUGACUGUAACUGCUGCGGUCUGCCGCGCCGCUACAUCAUCGCCAUCCUGAGCGGCCUGGGCUUCUGCAUCUCCUUCGGGAUCCGGUGUAACCUGGGCGUGGCCAUCGUGGGCAUGGUCAACAACAGCACCAUCCACCAGAACGGCAAGAUCAUCAUCUUAGAGAAAGCCAAGUUCAACUGGGAUCCAGAGACGGUGGGGCUGAUUCACGGCUCUUUUUUCUGGGGCUACAUCGUGACACAGAUCCCAGGGGGAUACAUCUCCUCCAGGCUGGCAGCAAACAGGGUAUUUGGAGCAGCCAUCAUCCUGACCUCCACACUCAACAUGUUCAUUCCCUCAGCUGCUCGAGUUCAUUAUGGGUGUGUCAUCUUUGUGAGGAUAUUACAAGGACUGGUUGAGGGUGUGACCUAUCCUGCCUGCCAUGGCAUCUGGAGUAAGUGGGCCCCCCCUCUUGAGAGGAGUAGACUCGCCACCAUCUCAUUCUGUGGCUCGUAUGCUGGUGCUGUGAUAGCGAUGCCUCUGGCUGGGAUCCUGGUUCAGUACUCAGGCUGGUCCUCUGUGUUCUAUGUCUAUGGAUGCUUUGGCAUCUUCUGGUACUUGUUCUGGGUCUUGGUGUCCUAUGAGAGUCCUGCUGAACAUCCUACCAUCACUGAUGAGGAGCGCUGCUAUAUUGAGGAGAGCAUCGGAGAGAGUGCCAUGCUAAUGGGUCCUGCAGAGAAAUUCAAGACACCCUGGAAGAAGUUCUUCACCUCUAUGCCCGUCUAUGCAAUCAUCGUGGCCAACUUCUGCAGGAGCUGGACAUUUUACUUGCUGCUGAUCAGCCAGCCUGCUUACUUUGAGGAAGUUUUUGGCUUUGAGAUUAGCAAGGUCGGCAUGCUGUCUGCUCUGCCUCAUUUGGUGAUGACCAUCAUCGUGCCCAUCGGUGGCCAGCUGGCCGACCACCUGCGCAGCAAGAACAUCCUGUCGACUACCAACGUCAGGAAAAUCAUGAACUGUGGAGGGUUUGGCAUGGAGGCCACAUUGCUGCUGGUGGUCGGAUAUUCUCACAGCAAAGGGGUGGCCAUCUCCUUCCUGGUGCUGGCUGUGGGCUUCAGUGGAUUUGCCAUAUCAGGCUUUAAUGUCAAUCACCUGGACAUCGCUCCACGCUACGCCAGCAUCCUGAUGGGCAUCUCUAAUGGUGUGGGUACCCUGUCUGGGAUGGUGUGCCCACUGAUUGUUGGUACAAUGACAAAGAAUAAGACUCGAGAGGAGUGGCAGUAUGUGUUCCUGAUCGCCUCCAUGGUGCAUUAUGGGGGAGUGAUUUUCUACGGUAUAUUCGCCUCAGGAGAAAAACAGCCAUGGGCUGACCCAGAACUCACCAGUGAUGAAAAGUGCGGCUUCAUAGACGAGGACGAGCUGGCAGAAGAGACGGGCGACAUCACCCAAAGUUACGGUGCCUUCGCAGCUCCGGCCAAGACGUACGGCGCAACCACGCAGAUGAACGGAGGCUGGGCUUCAGGCUGGGAGAAGACAGAGGAGUACGUCCAGGAGGAAGCACAGGGAGCCAGCUACGGAUACAGGCAGGAUGAGGGAUACUCCUAGACCAAACACACAUUCAUAGACACAUGAGUAGACUUACUUUCCUGAGUGUGCAUCUGUUUAGUCAUAAAAGAUAUCAAUAAUACGAGUUAAACUACAACCCAUCGUUGUAUCGUUUGCACAAUUCUAAAAAUAACUCUUCAAAAGCAUCAAUUUAUUGUAAAAAUCCUAAAUGUAUGAAACAUGAAAAGAUAUCUGAUAAAUAGAGGUGUAACACAUAUCGAAUUGGCAGUCUGUAAAUGUAUUAUUAUGCAUAUUGAUAAUAGAUAUACUAAAUGGGAGUGCAAUUGUGUGUAAACAUCUGAACAUUUCCAUCCCAUCAGCUGAGGCUUCCUGACCCGACUGAAGCCUUUAGGGUUAUUUAGAACCGACCCCUUAUUUUAGAGAGUAAACUUACAGUGCAGCGUCCUACCAGCCAGCCAUCAGUGUAUAAACAUGUUACUGCACAGCGUUGUGAAGAGAAAGUAGACACUCUGUGGUUAUAGAUUGUACUGUACCUCUCCUGAAUGCACUCGGAGAAGCGUGUCCUUUUAAUGCACAAUGAUGAUUUUUUGUUUUUGUAUCACCGGCUUGUGUGUGUGUAAGUGUGUGUGUGUGUGUUAAUGUAAGUGACCUGCUGUAUAGAUGUGAUGAGUGGCGUAAUGAAUCCAGAUAACACGUGCAUAAAAGGUAAAAAAAUGUCCGUCAAAUGUUCGCUACAUGUGACACAGUUUGUUCGAUUUGAGCUCACAUCCCAGCAGUGUCGUGCAAGUGUGAAGCUGUGCUUAUGAUUACAGUCCUCAUCACCUUUAAGCCACUCAAAGUCCGGCUGUGUCAUCGCAUUGUUUAUAAAAACAUAUAUAAGAGCGAGAUAGAAAAAAUAUUAUAAGAGUUUAUAGAUUAAAUUUAGAUGAUUGAGAUUUUCAUGGUUGCAAACAACUUUAUGAAAGGGUUUGUGCAAUGCAGAAACUUUGAGAUAUACAAACCAAAAUCAGUAUGAAAGUAUAUUUAAGAGAAGCACACAUAUUAAUGUUUACUAGAGAGAUAAAGUCCGCUAGAAAUUACCAUGGCUCUGAAGCACACGUCAUUUUUCCCCGAAACAUCAAUAUUUGGGGAAAGAGGUACAAUCAAAGUUUAAAAAGCUGAGUCAUUUAUAGAUUUAGUCGUUCUUCAUCAGGACUGUAAGGGCGUGUUUUCAACAGGCUGAAAACACCUGACAGCAGAUUUCUGUUUCAGUUCAUCCUGAAAGAGUUCAGAAGUGAAAGGACGAAAAAAGAAAAAACUGCUUCGUAGAAAUAAGACCAUCUCUGCAGUAUCACAUUUUUUAAAGUGAGAAGCACAUUAAAAAACAAAGUUUUUAAGGCCUUUACAUGAAUGGAAGGUUUAAAAAGUCAAAUAACUAUACUGAGAUUGAAGAGGAUACUAUGUGAAUGUCAUAUAUCUACACUUUGCAUAACAUUCAGUGUAACAAAAGAUUUCUAUUCCUAGUUGUAGAAGUGACGCUGCAAAAGAGAAGCAAUCACAAAUGCAAUUCGAAAAAAACUUCUGUUCCUCUAUUCCCUUUGCAGAAUGGAAGAGAGGUGAGACAUUGAAUAUAUUAAUGUAUAAGUAAACAACCUGCCUUUACUUUCUGAAGCCUGCUUUAGUGUCUUAUGAUCCUAAAUUUAAAGACGAGUGAACACAAAACGAGGCUGCAGAGUCGACAACGUCCUCAUUCUGCACUUACACUGACGAGGUCUGAAGGGGGCCACGUUUGUAUGGUUUGUCACUUGUCUGCACUUCACGAUAUAGACGUGUGUGGAUGUGUAUUUAUGCAUGGAACAAAGUGAAAUUUGUUGUAAGUCGUUUUUUUUUUUUCUUGAUUUACAUUUCCUUUUCUUUCAAACUUAUUCGUCUUUGUCUCAGAAACUGUUACUGAUGCUUCAAUUUCUUUGCACAAUCAACCAAAGGUGAAGAGCAGAGUGAGGUUUCAGCAAGAAGUCAAACAUAUUAAAGGCAGUGCAGACCAUCAGCAGCAAGGGUCCAGCAUGUGGACCCCCUUAGUGUGCAGGUGGCACCAAACAUUACUCAAUGUACAAAGCAAUAAGUCCAUAGUAACAGUUCUGGUCAUGAACAGUCAUUAUGUAACUGUUUUUUACACAUUUGUUUUAAGAGUCGUGUUUUUUGUGAUAACUAAUGUAGAAAAUAAAUACUUGUAAAGAAAAAAUAUAGAAAUAUAUGUACAAAGAUAUAGUAAUAGAGUCCAACACAAACAUCUUCAAAGAGUUUGUGACAGGGCUGCUCACCAGAUGAGAAUGAUAAAGAGCUCCGCCUGAGAGGCGGACGCUCGUCUUCUUCGUGUUUUCUGUUCUGUGUGGUCCACAUGGACUGUGUGCUGUUGUUUCCUCUCCCGCUCUCUCUUCCUCCUUGUGUCUAUCUUUCCGUGUCUCUCCCUCCUCCUGUUUUUGGUUCAAUGAAUGUAUUUCAUUCUGUGGCUGGACCCCCUUUUGCCCUGCUUAACCACAUGUACCUCACCCCUCGCUUGUAUAACCCACUGUCACAAUAUUCGAUGAAAGCUGAACAGGUGAAUCUGCAUUUUCAGAAAUGACAAAUGUGCAGCCUGGAGUACUUAAAAAAAGUUUCCUGUUUUUGUGCCUCUAAAGUUACAGUGUGGUUCAAUGGCUUCUGUUGCUGUGUAAAUUGAGAGGUUUGUUGAUGUCAAGGUGAAAUACUCAAUAUCCUGUUUUGAUAUAUAAAAAAGUAAACAAA
Notolabrus celidotus (New Zealand spotty) is the source of this 5318-nucleotide messenger RNA. RefSeq names its product solute carrier family 17 member 6b (gene slc17a6b). Gene Ontology annotation, cellular component: synaptic vesicle membrane; excitatory synapse. Lineage: Eukaryota; Metazoa; Chordata; Actinopteri; Labriformes; Labridae. The transcript has 12 exons. Gene Ontology annotation, biological process: monoatomic anion transport; synaptic transmission, glutamatergic; neurotransmitter loading into synaptic vesicle. Gene Ontology annotation, molecular function: neurotransmitter transmembrane transporter activity; L-glutamate transmembrane transporter activity. Bases 849 to 2594 code for a protein of 581 amino acids. The record is from RefSeq and is a predicted model, not a curated record.